Nasonia vitripennis (jewel wasp) is the source of this 3405-nucleotide messenger RNA. Its product is annotated as mothers against decapentaplegic homolog 4-like. Gene Ontology annotation, cellular component: heteromeric SMAD protein complex. Lineage: Eukaryota; Metazoa; Arthropoda; Insecta; Hymenoptera; Pteromalidae. The coding region runs from base 598 to 3105 and encodes 835 amino acids. Gene Ontology annotation, biological process: SMAD protein signal transduction; transforming growth factor beta receptor signaling pathway; regulation of transcription by RNA polymerase II. The record is from RefSeq and is a predicted model, not a curated record. Gene Ontology annotation, molecular function: RNA polymerase II cis-regulatory region sequence-specific DNA binding; DNA-binding transcription factor activity, RNA polymerase II-specific; I-SMAD binding. The transcript is spliced from 11 exons.
CCACUUUUAUAAUAAUCGUAACGCUUUUUUAAUUGAUAUUAGAAGCUUUAAACAAAAAUGUAUUAAUAAUGAAAUCACUAAACUAAUUAAACACAGAAAUAAGAAAAAUAAUCAAAGCGCGCUUGAUCUAACCCUAGUAUAAGUAAAAGCUCUCAAAUCUCCGAUUGAGUCCUGUUCAGUAAGAGAGGAAAGUGGAAGGGAUAAGGCUGUGUUUACAUGAAGUCUGGCAAUCUCAAGAAUGGCAAAUUAGAGAGACCAGAUUGCCAGACUCCAUGUAAACGCAGCCUCAGGCUGAGAGUGUGAGUGAGAGGGGAAAACGAGUACAUAGGGUGGGAAAAUCAGAACAAAAGUAACGGCUGCUCGUAGAAAAGUCUAGUCUUUAGUCUAAUACGGGACCUCACAAACUAAUAUUGGCUCCGUUGGUGCAAACAAAUUGGCAAGUGUAAGAAGACUACUAAGUGAAGUGAUCUUGCAGGGCUUGUGAGUGAUGAAUUUGAAAAAUUGGAGAACGAGAAAGCAAACAGCUUAACGUAGUGUACUCUAUAGGCAAGAAAAACUUCAUGAACAGCCAGACUUACAACAAAUAUAAUAAAGGAGAUGGCUGGUAAAUCUGGUAAGUCUGGUAAGUCUUCGUAUGAUUCAUCAGAGGCUUGUUCAGAAAUAGUUAAAUCACUAAUGUGCCAUCGACAAGGGGGAGAAAACGAAAGUUUCAGCGAGCGAGCUGUCGAAUCUCUGGUGAAAAGACUUCAGGAAAAAAAAGAAGCACUGGAUAAUUUGAUCACUGCCGUCACGACCAACGGCAUGCAUCCGACUAAAUGCGUUACGAUACCAAGGACACUGGAUGGCAGGAUGCAGAUCGCUGGUCGCAAGUGCUUUCCACACGUAAUCUAUGCCAAGAUCUGGAGGUGGCCGGACCUUCGCAGACACGAAAUGAUACGUACCAAAUUUUGUUACUAUGGAUACGGUCUCAAGUGCGAUGUCAUUUGCGUGAACCCGUAUCACUAUGAACGAGUCGUUUCACCUGAAAUCGACCUCACACUGGCCGAACAAGAGCCAAGUACUACUAUGGACGAGUACAAUGCUGGAGGCUGUAGCAACGUCCCUGCAUCUGCCGUUGCUGGUGUUAGUGCUGAAAUCGAUGUUGUCAGUACGAUGAGCCAAACAAUACAGCAUUAUCCACCCGCAAUAACACAGCCCGCAAUGCCGAGCAACUCACAACAAUUGCAACAGCCUUACGUGCCAAAUCUUAAUCAACCCUUGACCGCUAACGGAACAGGUACCUACAACGAGAUAACGAUUAGUAGCAGUAGUGGUCCUUGCACUUCGGCUUCAAUCAGCCACUCUUACCUCAAUGAGGCUACUGCUCAACAAACAUGGAUGACAAAUCCUCCACAAUCGACACAUACUGACACGCAUCACUUACCGGCGCAGCAAAAUUUGCACUACCUCAAUCAGCAACAGCAGCAGCCUCUGAUCCCGAUGGGUGGCAGUGGCAGCAACCAAAUUCUGAACAAUGCUCAGGGAAAAUCUAAUGGCGAGGGCUUCUACGGCCCAACAAUGCCCACAGUCAAUCAGCAACAGCAGCAGCCUCUGAUCCCGAUAAGCAGCAGUGGCAGCAACCAAAUUAUGAACAAUGCUCAGGGAAAAUCUAAUGGCGAGGGCUUCUACGGCCCAACAAUGCCCACAGUCAAUCAUCAACAGCAGCAACCCCUGAUCCCGAUAAGCAGCAGUGGCAGCAACCAAAUUCUGAACAAUGCUCAGGGAAAAUCUAAUGGCGAGGGCUUCUACGGCCCAACAAUGCCCACAGUCAAUCAGCAACAGCAGCAACCCCUGAUCCCGAUAAGCAGCAGUGGCAGCAACCAAAUUAUGAACAAUGCUCAGGAAAAAUCUAAUGGCGAGGGCUUCUACAGCCCAAUAAUGCCCGCAGUCAAUCAGCAACAGCAGCAGCCCCUGAUCCCGAUGAGCAGCAGUGGCAGCAACCGGAUUCUGAACAAUCCUCAGAGACAAUCUAAUGGCGAGGGCGUUUACGGCCCAACAAUGCCCGCAGUCAAUCAGCAACAGCAGCAGCCCCUGAUCCCGAUGAGCAGCAGUGGCAGCAACCAAAUUCUGAACAAUCCUCAAGGAAAAUCUAAUGGCGAGGGCUUCUACGGCCCAAAAAUGACCACAGUUAAUCAGCAACAGCAGCAGCCCCUGAUGCCGGCGAGUGGCAGUGGCAGCAACCAGGUACUGAAUAAUCCUCAGGGACAGUCUAAUGGCAAGGGCUUUUACGGCCCAACAAUGACCUCGCUGAACGCCAACCAGCCAGCAUCAUUCGUCAAUAAUCUUCUAGCUACUCUUAAAGGGGUCAACAAUGGAGGUGAAGUAGCAGGUAACAUACGUACAGGAUCCGCUCCGGAACGACCAUGGAUCUCAAGAACGCCUUUGCCAGAUGAAUGGUGCUCAAUAGCGUAUUUCGAGCUGGACACACAGGUUGGAGAGACUUACAAAGUUAACAAAGCCUUCCAGACUAUCACAAUCGACGGCUAUUUAGAUCCCUUCUCUAAAAAUAGAUUCUGUCUUGGCGCCCUUAGCAACAUUCAUCGCACCGAGAGGAGCGAGAAAACUCGACUUCACAUUGGCAAAGGCGUACAACUUGAAUUGCGAGGUGAGGGCGAUGUCUGGCUGAAGUGCCAGAGCCAUAAUAGUGUAUUCGUUCAAUCGCAGUUCCUGGAUAGAGAGGCCGGCCGUGCACCUGGUGACAUUUGUCACAAGGUCUACCCUGCGACUCACAUCAAGGUUUUUGAUUUGAACCAAUGCUUCAGACUGAUGCGAAAUCAGAUGGCCUCGGCAAAAGCCGCUGCUGCAGCUCAUGCUGCCGCCGUUGAGGGAAGUACAAACCACGAUACCCCUAUGACCGAAGAGUUUAACGCAGCUGCAGGAAUCAGUGUCGAUGACCUUCUUCGACAGUCUAUUUUGCGAGUAAGCUUCAUCAAGGGAUUUGGUUCUGAUUAUCCGAGACAAAGUAUCAAAGAAACUCCAUGUUGGAUAGAGAUACGACUGCACCGGCCAUUACAACUUCUUGACGAUGAGCUGCUUAAGAUGCGAAGUAGCGGUCCACCGACGUAAAAGAAAGAAAGAGACAAAGACUUAUCACUUUGAUCUGAUUCUUUACUCUUCCUGGUGCUAGCGAGGAGAAAAUUGUCGUACGCCUACAACUGCCAGUACUAUAAGUCUAAAGAAAUAAAAUGAAAACAACCUGUAUGAUCAAACUUGUAAAUCAUGUAUGGGAUAAAUCUUGAAAAUAAUCUUAAAUUUUGAAAAUAUACAUCGAAGACUAUCUCAGGGGUAUAUAAUUUUUUUUAAUUUAUAACGUGGAUUGCAUUCUUCUCACAGCCGAUCAAUUUUUUAAUUUUUUUUUUUUUUUUA